Messenger RNA from Diabrotica balteata, 222 nucleotides. Lineage: Eukaryota; Metazoa; Arthropoda; Insecta; Coleoptera; Chrysomelidae. The record is from the annotation of a GenBank genome assembly.
AUGAUUACAGAGCAAAACAUUGUAGAUAUUGUUGUCUUUCUAAAAACUCUUACUUCCUGUGAAGUUGUAGAACCCCUUGGUAAAAAAGUUCGUGAUGAUCUGAGAAAUUUAAUAAAAAAUAAAAUAGUACAAAAGGGAGAACAACUGGCAGAUGCCUCUUACGAAAGGGGUAUAGAAAUUAGUUAUGCAUUUGCAUGUGUAAGGGUAACGAUUACUACAUAA